AUGGCGCUUCCCAUCAAGUUCACUGAACUGGUUCAGUUGACGAACCUUGAUAUUGCGCCUGCUUCAAUAUCGUUCAACUCCUGUACACUAGAAUCCGACCACUAUGUUUGCGUACGACAGAAACUUAAUGAACAAGAGAAGCCUCAAGUCAUAAUCGUCAACCUCAAGAACAACAAUGAAGUCACCAAGCGUGCUAUCAGCGCCGACAGCGCGAUCAUGCACUGGACACGCGAAAUCCUCGCUCUCAAGGCACAAGGCAAAACAAUCCAAGUCUUCGACCUUGCGGCCAAGGCCAAGCUGAAGUCCACGGUCAUGAGCGAUGACGUGGUGUUCUGGAAAUGGUACAGCGAGCGCAGCUUGGGUCUGGUCACAGAUACAUCGGUGUACCAUUGGGAUGUCUUCGACCCCACACAAUCGGCUCCUGUCAAGUUGUUCGAACGAAAUCCAAACUUGAGCGGUUGUCAGAUCAUCAAUUAUCGUGUGAGCGAUGAUGAGCAGUGGAUGGUAAUUGUGGGCAUAUCGCAGCGAGAAGGCAGAGUGGCUGGCACCAUGCAGCUCUACUCUCGUAACCGUGGCAUUUCACAACACAUUGAAGGACAUGCCGCAGCGUUUGGAACUUUCCAUGCGGAGGGGAAUCCUCUGCCUCACAAGUUGUUCACCUUUGCUGUGCGCAACGCUGCUGGCCAAGGAAAGCUGCACGUUGUGGAGAUUGACCCGAGCGAGAGCAAUACUCGGUUCACCAAGAGAGCAGUCGAUGUCUAUUUUCCCGACGAAGCUGUCAAUGAUUUCCCGGUGGCUAUGCAAAUCUCGAAGAAGUACAGUAUCAUCUACAUGAUCACCAAGUAUGGGUUCAUCCACCUGUACGACCUGGAAACCGCCACGUGCAUCUUCAUGAACCGUAUCUCCAGCGAGACCAUCUUUGUCACUGUUCCGGACUCCGAAUCAGCUGGCAUUGUUGGGAUCAACCGGAAAGGCCAGGUGCUCUCAGUCAGUGUCGACGACAAUACCAUUAUCCCGUACCUGCUACAGAACCCGGCCAAUUCCUCUCUCGCGAUCAAGCUGGCAUCACGGGCUGGACUACCAGGCGCUGAUAAUCUCUAUCAACAGCAAUUCGAAACCCUCUUUGCUCAGGGAAACUACGCCGAAGCUGCCCAGAUUGCCGCGGACUCGCCCAGAGGCUUCCUGAGAACUCCUGAGACGAUUAACCGGUUCAAAGUUGCUCCACAGCAGCCCGGCCAGCUUUCAGUUAUUCUUCAGUACUUCGGAAAGCUGCUUGACAAAGGGAAAUUGAACAAGUAUGAGAGUGUGGAACUCAUUAAGCCUGUUUUGGCGCAGAAUCGAAAGAAUCUCCUUGACAAGUGGAUGAGCGAGGGCAAACUGGAGUCAUCAGAAGAGCUUGGUGACAUUGUCCGGUUGCACGACCUGGAGCUUGCUCUGAGAAUUUACCGUGAAGCUAAUGUCCCACCGAAGGUGGUGGCAGCUUUGGCAGAGACCGGACGAUUGGAAGAGAUCCUUCCGUACGCACAAUCGGUUAACUACAAGCCUGAUUUCACGACUCUGCUGCAACACAUUGUGCGAGCCAAUCCCGAUAAAGGAGCUGAAUUCGCCACUCAGCUUGCGAACAACGAAGGUGGUCCUUUGAUUGACAUUGACCGAGUUGUCGAUGUGUUCAUGUCUCAAAACAUGAUCCAGCAAGCAACUGCCUUCCUUCUCGAUGCUCUCAAGGAAAACCGUCCGGAGCAAGGCCAUUUGCAGACGCGCCUCUUGGAGAUGAAUCUGCUCAACGCACCACAAGUCGCCGAUGCAAUCCUCGGGAAUGAAAUGUUCUCGUAUUACGACAAGCCUAGGAUUGCUCGUCUCUGCGAACAGGCUGGCCUCCUUCAACGUGCGCUCGAGAAUACCGACGAUCCAGCGACCAUCAAGCGCAUUAUCGUGCAAACCGACAAGCUCAACCCCGAGUGGCUACAACAAUACUUUGGGCGUAUGACGGUCGAGCAGUCUCUUGACUGCUUGGAUGAAAUGCUCAAGGUCAACAUCCGCCAGAACCUAGCUGCGGCGAUCCAAAUCGCCACCAAGUUCUCUGAUUUGUUGGGUCCCAGCCGGUUGAUUGCCUUGUUCGAAAAGCAUCGUACGGCAGAAGGCCUCUACUACUACCUUGGAAGUAUUGUCAACCUUAGCGAGGAUCCAGAUGUGGUCUUCAAAUAUCUGGAGGCAGCCGUGGCCAUGCAGCAGUUCCAGGAGGUGGAGAGAAUCUGUCGGGAGAACAACCAUUAUAACCCGGAAAAGGUCAAGAACUUCCUCAUAGAGGCACGACUGGCUGAGCAGCUCCCCUUGAUCAUCGUCUGUGAUCGAUUCAAUUUCGUCAAAGACCUGGUCAACUACCUCUACCGCAAUCAACAGUACAAAUCUAUUGAGGUGUACGUUCAACGUGUGAACCCGUCCCGCACUCCGGCUGUUGUUGGAGCCUUGCUUGCACUGGAUUGUGACGAGUCCGUCAUCAAGAACCUUCUGACAUCCGUUGACCCUGCAUCGGUGCCCAUGGAUGAGCUUGUCAGCGAGGUGGAGACCCAGAACCGUCUCAAACUCUUGCUUCCCUUCCUUGAGCGGACAUUGGCACACGGCAUUCAGGAGCCCGCGGUCUACAACGCGCUGGCCAAGAUUUACAUCGAUAGUAACGCCGAACCGGAGAAGUUCCUCAAGGAGAACGAUCUGUACGACACUCUGACGAUUGGUAAAUACUGUGAGAAGCGUGACCCCAACCUGGCCUACAUUGCAUAUCGCAAAGGCCAGAAUGAUCUGGAGUUGAUCAACGUCACCAAUGAGAACUCGAUGUUCCGAGCUCAAGCCCGCUACCUCCUGGAACGCGCGGAUCCCGAGAUCUGGGGAUUUGUUCUCUCAGAAAAUAACCCUCAUCGCAGAUCGCUGAUUGACCAGGUCAUUGCGACAGCUGUUCCGGAAUCGACAGAACCUGACAAGGUGUCAAUUGCAGUCAAGGCAUUCCUGGACGCUGAUCUCCCGGCUGAAUUGAUUGAACUGCUCGAAAAGAUCAUCCUCGAGCCCUCGCCGUUCAGCGAGAACACCAGUCUACAGAAUUUGCUCAUGCUCACAGCAGCCAAGGCCGACAAGUCGCGUCUUAUGGACUACAUCCAACGACUCUCCGAGUUCAGCACGGAGGAGAUCGCAAACAUGUGUAUCCAACAGGGGUUGUAUGAGGAGGCUCUCGAGAUUUACAAGAAGGUCAAUGAUCAUCUUUCUGCCGCCAACGUCCUCGUGGAUCACAUUGUCAGCAUUGACCGUGCUCAAGAAUAUGCCGAAAAUGUCGAUCUGCCCGAGGUCUGGAGCAAGGUGGCCAAAGCCCAGCUUGACGGAUUGAGAGUCAGCGAUGCGAUUGAGUCGUACAUCAAAGCUCAAGACCCCAGCAACUACAAUGAGGUCAUUGAGACAGCUACCCAUGCAGGAAAAGACGAGGAACUUGUCAAAUUCCUCAAGAUGGCACGUAAGACCCUACGUGAGCCGGCCAUCGACACUGCACUCGCGUUCUGCUACGCUCGACUCGACCAAUUGCCCGAGCUCGAAGAUUUCUUGCGGUCUCCCAAUGUGGCCGACAUCGAAGCAUGUGGUGACAAAGCGUAUGAGGAAGGCUAUCACCAGGCCGCCAAGAUCUUUUACACCAACAUUUCCAACUGGGCAAAACUGGCUACGACUCUGGUGCACCUUGGUGAGUAUCAAAACGCCGUGGAUUGUGCCCGGCGCGCGAACAGCGUCAAGGUGUGGAAGCAAGUCAACGAGGCCUGCGUUGCAAAGAAAGAAUUUCGCCUGGCGCAGAUCUGCGGUCUCAACCUCAUUGUGCAUGCGGACGAGUUGCAAGAUCUCGUCAAGCAGUACGAGCGUGCAGGCUACUUCGACGAGCUCAUCUCGUUGCUCGAAGCGGGCUUGGGCCUGGAGCGUGCGCACAUGGGCAUGUUCACGGAACUUGGCAUUGCCCUUUCCAAAUACCAUCCGGAGCGCGUGAUGGAGCAUCUCAAGCUUUUCUGGUCGAGAAUCAACAUCCCCAAGAUGAUUCGAGCCUGUGAGGAGGCGCAUCUCUGGCCUGAGCUCAUCUUCCUGUACUGCCACUACGACGAGUGGGACAACGCAGCACUGGCGAUGAUGGAACGGGCCGCGGACGCUUGGGAGCACCAUUCAUUCAAGGACAUCAUUGUCAAGGUGGCCAACCUGGAAAUCUACUACCGGGCUCUCAACCAUUAUUUGCAGGAGCAGCCGCUGUUGUUGACCGAUUUGUUGCAGGUGCUCACACCUCGGAUUGAUGUGAACCGAGUGGUCCGGAUGUUCGAGAAGUCGGACAACAUCCCCAUCAUCAAACCGUUCCUGCUUAGUGUACAGGGUCAGAACAAGCGGGUGGUGAACAAGGCGAUCCACGACCUCCUCAUCGAAGAGGAAGACUACAAGACGCUGCGGGAUUCGGUGGAGAACUACGACAACUACGAUGCCGUUGAACUGGCUCAGCGUCUGGAGAAGCAUGAGCUUGUGUUCUUCCGACAGAUUGCCGCGCAGAUCUAUCGCAAGAACAAGCGGUGGGAGAAAUCCAUUGCUCUGUCGAAACAAGACAAGCUGUUCCGCGAUGCCAUUGAGACGGCGGCGAUGUCUGGCAAGCCAGAAGUGGUGGAGGAUCUGUUGAGAUAUUUUGUCGACAUCGGUAGCCGCGAAUGCUAUGUGGGCAUGCUAUAUGCCUGCUAUGACCUGAUCCCGUUGCAUACGGUGAUGGAGAUUUCGUGGCGUCAUGGCCUCAACGACUUCACCAUGCCAUUCAUGAUCAACUACAUGAGCCAGCAGGCCGCGACGAUCGAGCAGUUACGCAAAGACAACGAAGAACGCAAGGCCAAGGAGACCAGCCAGCAGAAGACGGAUGAUAACACUCCCAUCAUUGGAAGCCGACUGAUGCUGACACAAGGGCCUGCGCCAAUGGUCCCGACACCCACGGGCUACGGACACACGAAUGGCAUCACCCCACAACCCAGCGGGUUUCCUCGGGCCUUUUAA
Molecule: messenger RNA, 5040 nt
Organism: Capronia coronata CBS 617.96
Lineage: Eukaryota; Fungi; Ascomycota; Eurotiomycetes; Chaetothyriales; Herpotrichiellaceae
Product: clathrin heavy chain
Exons: 5
Coding region: 1-5040 (1679 amino acids)
Biological process (GO): Golgi to endosome transport; receptor-mediated endocytosis; intracellular protein transport
Cellular component (GO): clathrin coat of trans-Golgi network vesicle; clathrin complex; actin cortical patch
Molecular function (GO): structural molecule activity; clathrin light chain binding
Source: RefSeq, a predicted model, not a curated record